This is a messenger RNA of Euleptes europaea (tarantolino), 1653 nucleotides long. RefSeq names its product coagulation factor XII (gene F12). The record is from RefSeq and is a predicted model, not a curated record. Gene Ontology annotation, biological process: blood coagulation; zymogen activation. Gene Ontology annotation, cellular component: rough endoplasmic reticulum. Lineage: Eukaryota; Metazoa; Chordata; Lepidosauria; Squamata; Sphaerodactylidae. The transcript has 12 exons. Gene Ontology annotation, molecular function: serine-type endopeptidase activity; calcium ion binding. Bases 1 to 1653 code for a protein of 550 amino acids.
AUGGUUUCUAGUGGGGAACUCUGCCAUUUCCCUUUUCGCUACCAUGGUGAAAUGCACUAUUCCUGCCUUCCAGGCAGCUUUGCUGAUCCUGAGCCCUGGUGUGCCAUCACAGAGAACUAUGACCGAGACCGACAACGGAGGUACUGUGAGAAACGUGAGAGGCCAAGAGGACACUGUGACCCUAACCCAUGCCAGAAUGGUGCAGUCUGUGAAGCUCGGCGAACUAGGUUUCAUUGCGUUUGUAAUCCUGGUUUCUAUGGGAAACACUGUGAGAAAGAAAGCUGCUUUGAAUCUCCGGGGCGCCUGCACAUUGGUGAAAAGGACACCUGGCUGCGGCAUCAGCCUGCUGGACUGGAGGAGUGCCGUUGUGCUGGAAGGAAGAAGAUUGUUUGCAAGCCUGUGCAUGGAAAGGAAUGUGCAAGAAACCCGUGUUUGAAUGGAGGCCACUGCAUAGAGCUGAAGCACGGCUGGGUCUGUGGCUGUCCUGGAAGGUUUUCUGGACCACUAUGUGAUAUAGAUCACUCUCACACCUGCUACAGUGGGAACGGGCACCUGUACCGAGGUAUGGCUCAAAGCACUUUCUUAGAGGAGCCCUGCCUGCCUUGGGACUCCCCCAUUCUGUUUCAUGAGUUCUCCAGCAACACUUUGGAAAAUGCUGUCAUUCUGGGUCUGGGGGCGCACGCAUUCUGCAGAAACCCUGAUAAUGACAACCAGCCGUGGUGUUACGUGUUGCGAGAGAAGCAGCUCAGCUGGGGAUUCUGCAGUAUCCCCCAUUGUCAUCCCCACACUAACGAUAGCGAGACUACAAUGAAUGUGGGAAAACAUGUGGAACCAGUGACAGAGUCCCCAGACAGGCCCAAUGGUACCCAGCCCAGUGCUGGCUCAACUCCAGUGUGUGGACAACGCUAUACAAAGACCGCCUCCCGAAGUCGUGUGGUGGGGGGCAUGGUGGCACAUUCUGAUGCCCACCCUUACAUGGCUGCCCUGUACCUGGGGGAGCAAUUCUGCGGGGGGAGCCUCAUUGCCUCGUGCUGGGUCUUGACUGCUGCACAUUGUCUGGAGAGAAGGCCAGCCGUCUCCCAGAUUUCAGUGGUGCUGGGCCAGACCCUCUACAACACCACCACCAAAGGCUCCGUCAGAUUUCAAGUACAGGACUAUCAACUGCAUGAGAAGUACUCUACAAUCAACAAGCACCAUGACAUUGCUCUGGUGCGAUUGAAGGAGACUGAACCAGGACACUGUGCUGAGUUUUCACAUUCCAUCUCACCUGUGUGCCUGCCCAGUUCCCUGGAGACAUAUGACGAAGGCAAUCGGUGCCAGGUGGCUGGUUGGGGACAUCUGUAUGAAGGAGCUGACAAGCUUUCACUGUAUCUGCAGGAGGCAGAUGUGCCUAUCAUUCCUCACGAGCAGUGUCAGUCCCAUAAUGUACACGGAACUCGUGUUACGCCAAAAAUGAUGUGUGCUGGAUACAUGGAUGGACGAAGUGAUGCUUGCCAGGGAGAUUCUGGUGGGCCCCUCGUGUGUGAGGAGCACAAUAAGGCCAUCCUGCGUGGCGUCGUCAGCUGGGGCACAGGCUGUGCCCAGGAGAACAAGCCUGGGGUAUACACGAAUGUGGCUCACUACCUCGACUGGAUCCAAAGCAAGAUGCUCUAG